AUGAGACUUAAUGGACGCUUGGAAAAGUCGCCGACUUUAACCUACUCCGAAAAGCACCCUAUUAUAUUACCGUAUUCAUGUAGAUUUACAUUACUUUUAAUAGAAUUUGUGCAUUUGAUUUCCAUUCACGGUGGAAAUCAGUUAAUGCUGCGAAUACUUCGUAUGGAAUUUUGGGUCCCACGUUUGAAAUGUAAAAUUCGUGGAGUGAUAAGUCGUUGUAAAUGGUGUAUAAUUGACCGUAAACGAGCGUGCAGCCAGAUUAUGGCAGCUCUUCCACCUGAGAGGACAAUUAUUAAUAGACCUUUCACUAAUACUGGGAUUGACUUCGCUGGUCCCUUUGAGAUCAAAAGUUUUACUGGUAGAGCUUGCAAGAUCACUAAGGGCUACGUUUGCAUUUUUGUUUGCUUUUCAACUAAAGCAAUUCAUUUAGAGGCUACAUCAGAUUUGUCAACGCCAAACUUUAUGGCAGCUUUUCAGCGUUUUAUUUCCCGUCGAGGUUGUCCAAAUACGAUUUUUUCCGAUAAUGGCACUAAUUAUGUGGGUGCUUCGCGUCAAUUAAAAAAAGAUUUUAAAUCAUUUCUUAAGGAAAGUCAGUCUCUGAUAUGCUCUUCUUAUGGAGUUCAAGGUGUUUCAUGGCGUUUUAUCCCAGCCGGCGCUCCCCACAUGGGUGGUCUUUGGGAAGCUGGUGUGAAGAGUUUUAAACUUCACUUUAGAAAACAAGCUCAAGCCUUUAAAUAUACCUUUGAAGAGCUUUCCACUAUUCUGGCUAGAAUCGAGGCGUGUUUAAAUUCCCGUCCGCUAUGUCCCAUGACGGAUAAUACUCAGGAGCCAGUUGCUCUGACCCCUGGACAUUUUUUGAUUGGUUCGCCCUUACUAGCACCCCCAGAGCCUCCAACAUUAGAAUCGCCGAUAAGCUUAGUUAACCGGUUUCGGAAAAUGAAAGCUAUUACUCAACAAUUUUGCGAACGAUGGAGGAAAGAGUAUUUAGUGAGCUUACACAAACGCUAUAAAUGGAAGAAUCCGACCCGCGAUAUUCAGGUUAAUGAUCUUGUCGUAAUUCGUCACGAACAACUACCUCCCACUUCUUGGCGUUUAGGUGUCGUUUUGAAGGUUUAUCCGGGAAGCGACGGACACGUUAGAGUCGCGGACAUACGGACUACAAAUGGUAUUGUAAAACGACCCAUAACUAAAUUGGUCAUUCUGACCAAUUAA
Messenger RNA from Calliphora vicina (urban bluebottle blowfly), 1212 nucleotides. RefSeq lists its product as uncharacterized. Gene Ontology annotation, molecular function: nucleic acid binding. The coding region runs from base 1 to 1212 and encodes 403 amino acids. The record is from RefSeq and is a predicted model, not a curated record. The transcript has a single exon. Gene Ontology annotation, biological process: DNA integration. NCBI's taxonomy places the organism in Eukaryota, Metazoa, Arthropoda, Insecta, Diptera, Calliphoridae.